GUGGCUGUGUUGAUGAUUUACUAAAAUGGCUGCUGCUGCGUUAGUAGAGACUUCUGCAGGGAAAGAUGUUAUUGCCGAAGGAUUGCUCGAUCUACUGAAACCAGCUAUUCAGCAGCUGGACUUGCAUGUCCACUCAGUCAGAGAGAGCCAGGUGGAAUUAAGAGAACAUAUAGACAAUCUUGCCACAGAGUUAUGCAGGAUAAAUGAACAUCAGAAGGUGGCUUUAGACCUGGACCCCUACGUAAAGAAGCUGCUGAAUGCAAGACGUAGAGUAGUGCUGGUUAACAACAUUCUGCAGAAUGCUCAGGAACGUCUGAGGCGACUCAACCACAAUGUAGCCAAGGAGACAGCGCGACGAAAGACCAUGCUGGAGGCAUCAGGAGUGUUCACCUCCCGCUCCCCCAGUAAACCCUGAGUUUCCUCCUCUUCCUCCUCCUCUUCCUCCUCCUCCUGCUGCUUUGCACAGCAAAUACUGUGGACUGUCCCGACCAGGAGGGACACAUCAAUACAGGAAACUGUAACACGAGGAAGACGAGUCUUCCUUUGACCUUUAGAGAGCUGUUUGUCUCAUGGCAUGCUCAUGUUCUGCACUGCUUUGUCUGAUCUUGUCAUAAUAAAAAAAAGCCAGGCUGCCACCUGCUCAAUGUCAGGCAGCUGCAAAUAGGUUAAUGUCUUAAUCCUCUGAUGAAACGCAUCAGAGAAUCAGCUUUACAUUAUCACCUGAUAACACUAUAUCACACAUUUAUUUGUAGUUUGUCCUAUCAUCAAGUCAAUUAUGUUCCGGCACUCUGAGGGUUAAUAAUUUAUAUGCACUGAUUCUACAGUCAAAGACAAAUGAGAUCAAUUAUUCUACAAAUGAACAAAUGUUAGAAAAAUGUGGAAUUGUGAUGUCACUGGGUAUGCAGCAGGAUAGAUGAUGAUACUUGGCUGCAGUGAUGUUGUGGACCAAAAUAACAGAUUGUUGUUUCACUGCUUGAAGGAUUGCAGUAUUGUCAGUCUCCAUGUGUUCUUCUGCUCUCUGUCUUUGGUUAUUGAACAACAUGAGAAAGUUUGAGUUUAGCUGACUUUUAUUAGAUUGAAGUACAGAAACUGCUUUGGGAGGCUCUGCUGACACAAAUGUGCUGUAGCAAAUCAACACAGAGCAUAUUGAUUGGUUUAAUAUUAGAUGAUGGAAAUCAAACUGGAGAAUGUUGUGUCUCCAUGAUUAUGCAAUAUAAUGCCUAAAUACUGCUUCUGAUUUCUACUUUUUGUUCAGAUAUUUGUCUUUGUGGAUGUUUUGUAAAGUAUACAUUAACAUUGUGUUCUUAUCUUUUUAAGCUUGUGCAUUUCUUAAAUGACUAAUUCAUCAUAAUGCUUUCUUAGUGCCAAGAUGAGACUACACUUUGUUUGAAGGUAACACUACAGGAAAGGCCAUAUCAUUACUGAGUUCAAAAGUUUCAAAUUUCAUGGCAAACUUGUUGGUAACAUCAUUUCACAACUUUACUAUUACCUAUUCAUUUCCUAAUAAUUUGUUGAAAUUUAGGUUUUUGAAACAAAUGUGAGUAAAAAUCAGGCAGUUUGAGGACUUUACAUGAUGUACUGCUUCAUUUAAACCCAAACAAAUAUUUCAGUAUUCAUUUAUUAUUGGACACUUAAUUCUUCUACAUACAUGUUGAAUUGUGUGCUUACCUGUAGACAAAUAAUUCAGUGAACUGACUAAAAAACUUUAAUUGGAAGAGUAGCAAUGUAAAAAUGUCACUAUUUACCUCUAAUUAGUAAAUGACAUAAUUCUUUACAAUUAUUGACCAGAAUAUACUCUCUUGUGACUAUGAAUAUCCACAUUUCAUUAAAAGUCAACU
Molecule: messenger RNA, 1838 nt
Organism: Scomber scombrus (Atlantic mackerel)
Lineage: Eukaryota; Metazoa; Chordata; Actinopteri; Scombriformes; Scombridae
Gene: snapin
Product: SNAP associated protein
Exons: 4
Coding region: 26-415 (129 amino acids)
Biological process (GO): endosome to lysosome transport; lysosome organization; lysosome localization
Cellular component (GO): synaptic vesicle; BORC complex; BLOC-1 complex
Molecular function (GO): SNARE binding
Source: RefSeq, a predicted model, not a curated record